AUGGAUAAUACUUCCUUGCACUCUGGUUAUAACACCCCACUUCUACGAUAUUGGCAAUCUGCCUCCUGUACCGUUACAAAAGAUAACCUGAUCUACCCCAUUUUUGUAAGCUCAGACGAUGAUGCUGAUAACGCAAUUCCUGGUCUUCCAGACCAAAAACACAUUGGCCUGAACAAUCUCGUUAAAAAUCUCCAACCACUGGUUGAGAAAGGACUUAAAUGCGUGCUUAUUUUCGGAGUUGUUGAGGACUGCGUGAAGGAUGAGAGGGGUUCAGCUGCUGACUAUGGUAGGAGUCCCGUUAUUGGAGCACUGAAACUCCUCCGGGCCCAAUUGCCCUCGCUCAUUCUUGCCUGUGAUGUUUGUCUGUGCACUUACACGAAUUCGCAUCAUUGCUAUAUUCCAAAUGCUCACGGUGAAAUGGAUGUGGAAAGAACUGUCAAUAGAUUGGCUGAAAUUUCACUAAAUUACGCUAAAGCAGGGGCUCAUGUUAUUGCCCCAUCGGAUAUGUCUGAAGGUAGGAUUUUGGCCAUCAAACAAAUUCUCCAAAAGAGUGGCUUCUCACGCACUGUCUCCGUCAUGUCCUACGCUGCCAAAUUUGCCUCCAGUUUCUACGGCCCAUUCAGAGUGGCAGCUGGUUCUGGAGAUGGACACACCGAUCGAAAAUCCUAUCAACUGCCCCCAGGAGCGGCUGGUCUUGCUGUUCGCACUGCUAUUCGUGAUGCCAAUGAGGGCGCCGACAUAAUUAUGGUCAAACCCGGUCUUGUCUAUCUCGAUGUGAUUGCAAGUAUUCGACGUGAACUUCCGUAUCACCCUCUAGCAGUAUACCACGUCUCCGGUGAGUACGCCAUGCUUAAAGCCGGUGCAGAUGCAGGUUUCAUUGAUUUAAAAUCGGCAGCUCUUGAAAUUCUUCUUUCCUUCCGUCGUGCUGGUGCCUCGAUUAUUAUUACUUACCUGACACCGUAUCUCUUGGAUCUCGACCUUAACGAUGUGUUCAACUGA
This is a messenger RNA of Rodentolepis nana, 999 nucleotides long. Lineage: Eukaryota; Metazoa; Platyhelminthes; Cestoda; Cyclophyllidea; Hymenolepididae. The record is from the annotation of a GenBank genome assembly.